AUGGGGACGGGGGGUCCUGGCGCGCCGUUGCUAUCCUCGCCGCCGUCUCUCCGCAGCGCUGUGCCCGGAGCGGGGCUGGAGGGGCCGCCGAGCAGACGCGCCGCCGCCCCGGGACCGCUGUGGAGCCGCCGCUGCCGGUACCUGCGCACGGGCAGGGCGUGCUGCCAGAUGGUGCAGGCGCUGCUCGCCGUGCUCAUCCUGGUCUGCGCCUCCGUGUCCUGCGGGCCCCCGGGCGGCUACACCGGCCUGCCCGACCUGGGUGGCAUCUACUACUACCAGUAUGGCGGCGCCUACAGCGGCUUCAGCGGGGCGGACGGGGAGAAAGCCCGGGAGCUCGACCAGCGCUUCUACGUGCUGAAGCUGCCGGUGGCGAGGGCAGCGAUGGCCGUGGGAGGCUGUCUCCUGGCCGUCUCCUGCGUCCUUCUUUCGCUUGGGGUUCUGCGGUUACCGUGGCGCUUCCCAGCGUGGCUGCUGCUAGAAUGUGCCCUGGAUGCAGUGGUCGCAGUGGGCAUGGUGCCUGCUCUGUACUACUACUUCCACUUUCUGCUGGAGGUUUAUAAUUCAUCAGUGUGCAAAGAGAGAGAGCAGCUUUAUCAAAGCAAAGGCUACCAGGGCUUUAGGUGCAGCCUGCAUGCGGCAGAGAUUGCGGCUGGCCUGUGGGGCUGCAUGGUUGCCAUGGCAUACCUGCUCAGUGCAGGCCUUGCAGCCAGGGCUUUCACAGCCAUUCGGACACUGAAGCAGAAGCCAGUGCAGUUAGAAUGAUCCCUCCACUCCAGCACUGGCCAUGAUUUUUGCCACCCUCCUUACACAGGAAGGCAAAACCUCCUUACUGCUUUUCCUCACUUCUGAGCAGUGCAUUCUUGAUGCUGCCCCAGAGCACACACUAAACAUGGGAGAGUGAAGCAGUCCCUAACCUAGAUUUGCAUUACUGGGUUAUCAGUGGACAUGAGGGUAGACCCAGGGUCUGUGUCUGGCGGCUGUCCCAUAGCAGAGUGUGACCAUCCUGCAGAUGAACAGCCUUUCCCUCCCCUCCACCGGAGCCUUGCUCCCUCCAGUGAGGUCUUGCUCCAAGUACUGCUACUACAUCCCUUCUGUGGCUGAGGCUCCUUACAAAGGGCAUGGGACAGUUCACUGAGAAGAGAGGCCAGUGGUUGUGGCAUCUUGUUGCUGCUUUCCUGCAUGUCUGUUAGAACUAAGGGCCUCUUGAACAUGGUGUGUAUGGAGCCAUCAGACAACCCUGAAAUAAAAAGGUGCAACACGAUCAAUA
Molecule: messenger RNA, 1267 nt
Organism: Pezoporus flaviventris
Lineage: Eukaryota; Metazoa; Chordata; Aves; Psittaciformes; Psittacidae
Gene: MARVELD3
Product: MARVEL domain containing 3
Exons: 2
Coding region: 1-762 (253 amino acids)
Cellular component (GO): membrane
Source: RefSeq, a predicted model, not a curated record